Aureobasidium subglaciale EXF-2481 is the source of this 1620-nucleotide messenger RNA. RefSeq lists its product as uncharacterized. The record is from RefSeq and is a predicted model, not a curated record. Bases 1 to 1620 code for a protein of 539 amino acids. Gene Ontology annotation, cellular component: cytoplasm. NCBI's taxonomy places the organism in Eukaryota, Fungi, Ascomycota, Dothideomycetes, Dothideales, Saccotheciaceae. The transcript is spliced from 2 exons. Gene Ontology annotation, molecular function: cysteine synthase activity; cystathionine beta-synthase activity.
AUGUCGAUCAAGUCGCACCCCAGACACCCGCCGGUCGUCAUGUCGACCAUCACCGAGCAGAUCGGCAACACUCCUCUUGUUCGCCUUAACAAGAUCCCGCAAGCGCUCGGCCUCAAGCCCACCAUCUAUGCCAAGCUCGAGUUCUUCAACGCCGGUGGCAGUGUCAAGGACCGCAUCGCUCUUCGCAUGAUCGAAGCCGCAGAGGCCUCAGGCCGCAUCCACCCUUCAAAGACCACACUGAUCGAGCCCACCUCUGGAAACACUGGUAUCGGUCUUGCUCUUGUAGGAGCCGUCAAGGGUUACAAAGUCAUCAUCACUCUGCCCGAGAAGAUGUCCCAAGAGAAGGUCGCCGUCCUCAAGGCUCUCGGUGCUGAGAUCAUCAGAACCCCGACUCAGGCCGCCUACGACAGCCCUGAGAGUCACAUUGGUGUUGCCAGAAGACUGGAAAAGGAAAUCCCUGGUGCCGUCAUCCUGGACCAGUACAUCAACCCGGACAACCCAAGAGCUCACGAGCUCGGCACUGCCGAAGAGAUCUGGGCUCAGACCGACGGCAAGAUCACUGCCCUCGUCGCCGGUGCUGGUACCGGUGGCACCAUCACUGGUCUGGCAAGAGGUAUUAGAAAGCACAACAAGGAUGUCAAGAUCAUCGCUGCCGAUCCUCAAGGCAGUAUCCUUGCUCUACCUGCCACUUUGAACGACGACCACAAGGACAAGCCCUACAAGGUUGAGGGCAUUGGCUACGAUUUCAUUCCUGACGUUCUGGAUCAGCAAGGCGUCGACCACUGGUUCAAGACCGAUGACCGCACAAGUUUCGAGUACUCGAGAAAGUUGAUCAGAGAAGAGGGUCUCUUGGUCGGAGGAAGCAGUGGCAGUGCCAUGGCCGCCUGUGUCAAGGCCUGUGUAGACCUUGACCUGACUGAAGAUGAUGUUGUCGUUGUUGUCCUGCCCGACAGCAUCAGAAGUUACUUGAGCAAGUUCGUUGACGAUGAUUGGUUGGCCGCAAACGACCUUCUCCCCGCUGCUCCUCCAUUCUCCACCCCGACCGCACCGAUCGCCAAGUCAGAAGACAGCAAGAGCAAGGAUGGCUACGGUGAUGCUACAAUUCGGGAUCUGCGCCUGAAGCCUGUCACAACCAUCUCGGGAGACUCUGCCUGUGGUGAGGCCAUCGAGACCAUGCGUGAGAAGGGCUUUGAUCAGCUUCCCGUCUCUAAGGGUACUGGCUCGCGCCUUGUGGGUCUCGUCACACUCGGAAACCUUCUGUCGUACCUGUCGUCUGGUCGUGCAUCUGGCCACUCUCGCGUCAGCGAUGUCAUGUUCGACUUCACCAAAAUCAACGAGGUCGUGACAAAUACUCAGGACAUCAGCAUCAAGACUCCCGAGGAACGCAAGAAGGCAGCUACAAGCAGCGAGACCGAGAGCCAUCCCCAGCGUAGACAGUUUGUCGAGAUCACAAAAGAUACCAAGUUGAGUGCGUUGAGCCGCUUCUUCGAGUACAACAGCGCGGCCAUUGUCACCGAAAAAAUAUCAGACAAGGGUGGGUACAAGGCUGUGGGUGUUGUGACGAAAGUCGAUCUCCUCACCUGGUUGGUAAAGUCGUCGAACAAGGAUGGAAGCAACUAA